UAGCCAAACCUUUAUAUCACUUCUAGUAGUAUUUUAUAAAACUUGAGUACGAUGAGGAAUGAUGCUCAUCUUUUUUCAGCUUAAAUAGCAACUUUAUCCAGGUCAGGGUCACAGGAAUCGCACAAUAAAUGGGAUGCCGUAUUACUGUCAGUAACAUCACUGUCAGGGCCAGUUCUUUGUAAAGGAAGAGAAAACCCAGUAGUAUAUUUUAUACAACUUUAUAUAAAAUAUAUUAUAACUAUAACUACCCUUUGGACCAAAAGUUAUUCCCCAUGCGUUCAUGUUCAUUUCCAGUGUAAGUGUAUCAGACCAAAUGUAAAAAAAAUAAAAAACAGUAGAUACAUAAUCAAUCUAAAAUAUUGCAAUGAAUAAAUAUUAAAAUAUAAAAAAUAUAUAUUUUUUUCACAGACAGGAAGAAAAAGAGUUUUUAUGUUAUGGAACAGCAGUAACAGGAUUUUCGCUUCUAUCAAUCUAAUUAACACUUUCAUUCACUGUGGAUGAAGUUGCCCUCUGUCACGUGGUACGGGAGGGGCGGGGCCUCACACAUUGCCUGCAACAUGAAGUCAAUUUAAGGAAGGUAGACAUGGUCCUUAGUCGGGCUCAGGUAAGUUAAUUAGGUGGCUCCAUUUUUCCAGCAGAAGCAUGGGAAAAACACACUUUUAUGCACUGUGGUCCCUACACGAAGCACCUCGUCAGUUUAUCAGUAACGUGAACCGCAGCAGCUACCAGCUCCAGAUCCCUCUGCCUUUACCCAAGCAGCUUAUCGUGUUCAGUCUGGGAGACUGGACCUCAUUCUCUAAUGACACAACAGUAUUAAUUGAGGUGUUUGUUAGCCCGGACGUGAAACCGCAGAAAAUUGGGAUUCUUUCACCACGUUCAAGUUGUUUGGUGUGGGAAGGAGACUGGACAGUGAACCUUUUAAACGAGUCCGCAGUGAAGAGCAGGAGAGGUGUAUAUGCCAAAGUGUUGCUCACUGUCUGCGGAGAGGUGAAAGCCAGCUUUGUUAGCAGUACACCAUUGGUGAAAAGGAGACGUCAGUUGACCAGCUUCUCCCAGACCCUUCUGAGCAGCGCUAGCAACACCAAUAUCAUAUCUCGGAGAUCAUCACCCGAGGACACGGUCAGUUAUGCAGAGCUCAAAACAAGCAAAGAGGAGAUUCAGGAUAUCAGCCUCAGAACCUCAGGAGUUUGGGCUUUGGAUAAAACUCCAAGACGGACCAUGAUAGGAAAGAGAGGAUGCAGUUUGAGCUAUGAGGGAUCUGAAAUGCAGCAGAGGUCAAGACAAGGUUCCAGCCCAAAGAAGCGGAAACUGGGCAUAUAUACUUCACGGAAUGAGGAGAGGAAAGUUGUUAAAAGGACGAGGGAUUGUCGGGCAGAGCAUCCAUCAAAGCGCUGGAAGCAUACUAUGUGUUUAUGUGAUCCUGACACAGCUGUUCUGAUUGGUGGAGAGACUACAGAACAAAACUACUCUACAGACUCCAUAUGGAAACUGGAGAUUGAUGGUGAUUUUUGGUUCCCCGUGAAUUCUACUACAGUCGGACCUCUCCCUCCCAGCUCUCAGGGCCACUCGGCGGCUUUUGACCCUGAGAAUAAGGUUGUCUAUGUGUAUGGUGGCUUUAGAGAUGGUCAACGCUAUAGUGAUAUUUAUAUGCUGGACACACUGACCUGGAAGUGGAAACUUAUUAAAGCAAAAGGAAAUGUCCCGUCAUUAGCAUACCACAGCUGCAGUAUUUAUAAAAGAGAGCUUUAUGUAUUUGGAGGGUUGCAGCCCAGUCGAGGUCCUGGAGGCAAAGCUUGCAGUAAUGCUCUUUACAUCUUCAACCCUGAACAUGAGCUGUGGUACCAACCAAUUGUAGAAGGGGACCGUCCUCUUCCCAGAUUUGGCCACUCCAGCACCCUACUGCCUAACAAACUAGUGAUAUUCGGAGGCCUAAAAACUGCUGCCUACCUCAACGACCUCUACAUUUUAGAUCUCGGCUUCAUGGAAUACACUGCAGUGAAAUACGAAAACAUGCCACCCAUUGCUCGUGGGUUUCAUGCUGCUCUGCCCGUGUCUGACAACAGGGUGCUGAUCAGCGGAGGCUGCAGUGCUUUAGGAGCACUACAAGAUCUCCAUCUCUUCAAUAUAGAGACCAGCUGCUGGACAUCAGUAGUGUGUCCAUUGCUCUCCUCAAAGCCUCGUGCUGGACACAGUCUAAUCAGUCUGACCAGUACUGCACCUUCACACACUGAUGAAAGAGACCAGGGAGAUGGCCAUCACACCUGCCUCUCCACCCAGCACACUAUCUUAGUGUUUGGGGGCUCUGAUUGCACUGGCAUGUUUUAUGAUGACACAGUCAAAUGCGUCAUUGAAAUCCCUGCUGAAGGACAGGGACUAGAUAUAAAAGCAACUCAAAGAGCAUGGUGCAUGACUGAGAAACCCCUGAGAGAGACUGCUAAGUGAUGCAGAUUUUUUAUUUUAUAAUUUAAACCUUUUUUUCCUUCACUUAUGAGCACUUGUGAGAGAAAAUGGAACUUCUCAUCAUGAUGGCACCUUUUUUUUCCUUUCUUUUUAAAAACCAUUUAUUUUAAUAUUUUUUUUUUUUAUUUAUUUUUUUUUCUACAAAUUUAAACAGCUGCUUGGCAGCUACUGUUUAAUUUAUUCAAUACAAAUUGAAAUUUCUAUUUUCAAUAGCAUUCUGUUGUAUAGUUUCGGAGAUUAACACACCACCAUUCAUUUUUGUCCAAUAAAUAUUUUUACAUCUAUUUGAAGCCACCUUACUGUAUAUUCUAUUUUUCUUACUUGUUUCACUUUAUGUUCAAAACCUUAUGCCACAUUGUGUAAUUUUUGUAGCUGCA
This is a messenger RNA of Hemibagrus wyckioides, 2837 nucleotides long. RefSeq lists its product as uncharacterized. Gene Ontology annotation, molecular function: protein binding. The transcript has 13 exons. The coding region runs from base 643 to 2442 and encodes 599 amino acids. The record is from RefSeq and is a predicted model, not a curated record. Lineage: Eukaryota; Metazoa; Chordata; Actinopteri; Siluriformes; Bagridae.